UUAGUCUGUAUGUGGCAGUUGAAAUCCCCGAGUGCUGAGCCACUUCAGUGGAAAAGGCAGCAGAGAGAAGGGGGUGUGACAGCAGCAUGCAUUUCUAGAGAAAGCUGCUCAUUCUGAAGACUUUCUCCUCCUCUCCUCUGAGGCGUUUGAGUCUCUAGUCCAUGAGUGCUGCAAGUGUGCUCACGUCUUUCAGCCCAUCAGUAAUGCCUGGCCCCGUGAUGACGGACGUGGCAAUGAGAUUCUACAUCAGCCACUCUCCACCCCCUUUUCGGAGCUUCAUCAGCUCCUACGGGGAUGUGCAGAAGGCCAAGAACAGGGCCAACCAGCCCAACACUCGAAGUUGCGGCCAGCAGCUCUACAAACCCCUGAGGCCCUGUCUUAGCCACCAGCGCCGAGUCGUGGACGAUGGCAGCCAUGUGGCCUGGAAGAACAAGGCCUGUAAGAAGAGGGUGGUGUUUGCAGACACCAGGGGCAUGUCGCUUACAGCCAUCCAUGUCUUCUCUAAGUUUGAAGACGAGCCGUAUCAGAACAAGUUGGUCGAUGGGAUCACAGAGGAGCUGCAGUUUGAAAUGAUGGACCUGGAAGCAGCCACCAUGGAUCUAAAGAUCAGCUCGUGUCGCAGCCUCUCGCUUGACUUUAAACAGCCCUCGGCUGACUACCUGGACUUCCGAAACCGUCUGAUUCAGAACUCCGUCUGCUUGGAGAACUGCUCUCUGCAGGAGCGCUCCCUGACUGGCACCAUCAAGGUCCGGAAUAUCGGCUUUGAGAAGUCUGUGCAGGUGCGUAUCACCUACGACUCAUGGGCCAGCUUCACCAACGUGGAGUGCACCUUCAUGAACAACGUCUAUGGCUGCCAGGAAACUGACACCUUUGCAUUUGACGUGGAGCUGCCUUCCUACAUCCCACCAAGAAACCGGGUCGAGUUCUGCAUUUGCUUCAAGGUCCAGGGCCAGACCUACUGGGACAACAAUGAUGGCAAGAAUUAUACACUCAAACACACGGGCUGGACUGGAGAGGACAUUGACACACUUUCUGCUGAGCAAGAGAAGCUGGUGGAGCACAAAGCCGGGGGCGGGAAGCUCCUGGAGCUCGAGUUUGAUCAGUUUGGCAGCCCACGCAUGUCCAGUGGACUUUUCCCUGGCUGGCAGAGCUGCGGUCAGAUCGACAGUACCGUGCCUUACUGGUGAAACAUCAGGAUGUUUGCAGAACAACACUAGCAGGGUUCAAACCAGCUCUGGGCCAGAAACUGAGCUAAAGCAAACAGCUGCAGCUUUUUUAGCAAAGCGAGCACACGGAGCAGAGAGAAUCCUACCAAGCUGACCUGAUUCCUGCUCCAGCGUGCUUGUGUAGCCGAUGAAUGAUGAAACUGUCUGAGGAGGAUGGAUGUCCAUUGGGAAAUGGCUGACUUUUCCAUAGAUGUAAUUAUAAAAAUGUGAUGUGCCUUCUUGCUGUGCCUUCCCACUAAAACAGACCCAGGACAGCUGAGGCCCGUUCAGAGGGCCUGGUCAGCAUGCACUGACGGAGAUGGAGGAAAUGGAGCUGAUGAAGUACUUCAUAUUGAAGGGGAAGUUUGGGGACAGCAUGACGCAGACCCAAAUUCAGAAAACACUGCUGAUUCAUUUGUGAUGAACAGAAAGCACAGUAACAUUUGCACCGCCGCAAGAGGUGAUGUCAGCACAUAACUUCAGAAGGCCGAGGUGUUUGGUCAGGAGUCAUGCAGCGCCUUCUUUCCCUCCAUGUACACUGCACAUGUUUGUACGGUAAAGUGAUGUUUUGUUAGAGGGGUUUGCUGAGGAACUAAGCUGCUCAGAACAGGGGUGUCACCAGAAAGUGAUGGAAUGUGAUUGGGUUGCUGAAGUGAGGAGGAAGUUUGGAAAUCUGUGUGUUUCUGGUAUGUGAAGAAAGAAGUGAUGAAAAGGUCUAAUGUGCUGUUUUCUUUUUCUCACAAGUGCAAUUCCUGAUCACGAGUGUGCAGAAUGAUCUUUUCUGGAGCUAUUUUUGUCUCUCGUUUUGAAGAAAAGGCAACUUGUGUCUCACUUGAAGGCGUGUGCUGCACCAUGACAGUUAAUGUGUUUCCUUUCAAAAUAAAUGUAUAUAUUUGUGCUAACA
Nothobranchius furzeri (turquoise killifish) is the source of this 2109-nucleotide messenger RNA. RefSeq names its product protein phosphatase 1, regulatory subunit 3Cb (gene ppp1r3cb). Lineage: Eukaryota; Metazoa; Chordata; Actinopteri; Cyprinodontiformes; Nothobranchiidae. The record is from RefSeq and is a predicted model, not a curated record. Gene Ontology annotation, cellular component: protein phosphatase type 1 complex. Gene Ontology annotation, biological process: regulation of glycogen biosynthetic process. Gene Ontology annotation, molecular function: glycogen binding; protein phosphatase 1 binding.